CGGACGCGUGUGCGGACGAGGGCUCGGGAAGGUUUGGCGGCUGAGACUCCGCUGCUCCGAGCUGCUGCGCCGGCUUCCCCGCCCCGUCUCCUGCCGCCCCCCGACUCGGGGGCUUGAGCCUGAGAGCGUCCCGGGCCGGGCCUUCCAGCCCCGAAGCAGCCCACCCAGAGGGCCCUGGACUCCGAUCGCGAGGUCGGAGGCUCCGGGGAAGUUCUUCGGACCUUCGAGAAGAACUCGAGGACUUGCGGCUGCCCGACCCGAGCCUAGCGUGGGUAGCGCCGAGGCUCGGGCAGCAUGACGACGGAGACCUUCGUGAAGGAUAUCAAGCCCGGGCUCAAGAAUCUGAACCUCAUCUUCAUUGUGCUGGAGACAGGCCGAGUGACCAAGACAAAGGACGGGCACGAGGUUCGGACCUGCAAAGUGGCAGACAAAACAGGCAGCAUCAAUAUCUCUGUCUGGGACGACGUGGGCAACCUGAUCCAGCCUGGAGACAUUAUUCGGCUCACCAAAGGGUACGCUUCAGUGUUCAAAGGCUGUCUCACACUAUACACUGGACGUGGUGGUGACCUUCAGAAGAUUGGAGAAUUCUGUAUGGUUUAUUCUGAGGUUCCUAACUUCAGUGAGCCAAACCCAGAGUACAGCGCCCAGCAGGCACCCAACAAGACGGUGCAGAACGACAGCAGCCCCACAGCUCCGCAGUCUGCCACAGGACCGCCUGCCGUCUCUCCAGCCCCUGAGAACCAGAACGGGAAUGGACUGAGUGCCCCACCAGGUCCUGGUGGUGGCCCACACCCACCUCACAUACCCUCGCACCCCCCCAGCACCCGAAUUACCCGAAGCCAGCCCAACCACACACCUGCCGGCCCGCCUGGCCCCUCCAGCAACCCUGUCAGUAACGGCAAAGAAACCCGGAGGAGCAGCAAGAGAUAGCAAGACGUUCUUCGUCCCUUCCCACCACCCACCAUAACCCAGGUGUCUCCUGGAGAACACAGCCUCCUACUAGGCUGCUGGCUUUUGGGGGGUGGGGUGGGGGUGGCUGGGUAGGUAACAGUAUUUUAGCCACUAAAUUUCACUGCAGGGGUAGGGAGCCGAGGCCUUUAGUCACCCUAAGCCCAUACUCCCUGCCUUGCCCAGCUGAAGCUGCCUAUCCCCUGGGAUUGAAGGCCCUUUGCCUGCCCUCCUUCCUUUUAGAAACCAGUCACAGUCUGUUUCCAAUGUGUGUGAUGUGGGAGUCGAAUUGAACCCCUCCUUCCUAAUAAACGUUACACUCUGUG
Nyctereutes procyonoides (raccoon dog) is the source of this 1274-nucleotide messenger RNA. RefSeq names its product nucleic acid binding protein 2 (gene NABP2). Bases 295 to 930 code for a protein of 211 amino acids. Gene Ontology annotation, cellular component: SOSS complex. Lineage: Eukaryota; Metazoa; Chordata; Mammalia; Carnivora; Canidae. Gene Ontology annotation, molecular function: DNA binding. The transcript has 7 exons. The record is from RefSeq and is a predicted model, not a curated record. Gene Ontology annotation, biological process: response to ionizing radiation; mitotic cell cycle checkpoint signaling; double-strand break repair via homologous recombination.